Callithrix jacchus (white-tufted-ear marmoset) is the source of this 2123-nucleotide messenger RNA. It is a transcript of the gene RAB3IP, whose product is annotated as RAB3A interacting protein. Gene Ontology annotation, molecular function: guanyl-nucleotide exchange factor activity. Lineage: Eukaryota; Metazoa; Chordata; Mammalia; Primates; Cebidae. The record is from RefSeq and is a predicted model, not a curated record. Gene Ontology annotation, biological process: exocytosis. Gene Ontology annotation, cellular component: Golgi to plasma membrane transport vesicle.
UUAACUGCGCGGUCCCGCGUCCCCGGGGUGGGGAACCAGAGCCGGACGGGUUACCUGGCUGCUGGCAGGCGGGCGCGCGGGGGCGGCCGAGAGAAGAAGGCCAGGGUCGCAGAGUGGGUGAAGAGAGUUCCCGAGCAAGUCGGAAGCCGCUCACAACACCGGACACCGCGCGGCAGGGCUGUGGACGAGGCUGUAGCUGUGGACCUGUGGUGGUUUCGUGCCCCAGUCUUAGGAAACGACGCGCAAGGCACCGUGCCGAGGCGUAGAGGUCACCCUCGGGAGGUUUCGGUGAAAACUGGUGGGAAAUUACAGGCAGGUGCCCGGAGUCGCGCCCGAGGAUCUCCGUGCAGCCCGACUAGUGUUCCGGGGAGUUGAGACGAGCUGCACUGGUGGGAUUGCACCGGCUCUGCCCUCCCAGCGUUGACUAUUCGCCCGGCCGUCCGGGAAAGCGCGAGCUUCCUGGCUCCAGAAGUGAUGAUGCUGCUGGGUAGAAGCCGCAGCAAGUGAAGAGUUGCCAGUUGUUAUGGGAUUAAAAAAGAGAUCUCUGCAAUGGCUAAGGGGUUAUCUUAUGAUGAGGCUUUUGCUAUGGCUAAUGAUCCCUUGGAAGGCUUCCAUGAAGUAAACCUUGCUUCACCUACUUCUCCAAACCUUCUUGGUGUGUAUGAAUCAGGAACUCAAGAGCAGACUACCUCACCAAGUGUCAUCUACCGGCCACACCCUUCAGCUUUAUGCUCUGUACCUAUCCAGGCAAAUGCGUUAGAUGUUUCUGAACUUCCUACACAACCCGUGUAUUCAUCCCCCAGACGUUUAAAUUGUGCAGAAAUAUCUAGUAUCAGCUUUCAUGUUACAGACCCAGCACCUUGUUCUACCUCUGGAGUCACAGUUGGGUUAACUAAAUUAUCUACAAGAAAGGACAACUAUAAUGCAGAGAGAGAGUUUUUACAGGGUGCUACUAUAACAGAGGUUUGCGAUGGCAGCGAUGAUAUUUUUGGGUUGAGUACUGAUAGUCUGUCUCGUUUACGAAGCCCAUCUGUUUUGGAAGUUAGAGAAAAGGGCUAUGAACGACUAAAAGAAGAACUUGCAAAAGCUCAGAGGGAACUGAAGUUAAAAGAUGAAGAAUGUGAGAGGCUUUCAAAAGUGCGAGAUCAACUUGGACAGGAAUUGGAAGAACUCACAGCUAGUCUAUUUGAGGAAGCUCAUAAAAUGGUGAGAGAAGCAAAUAUCAAGCAGGCAACAGCAGAAAAACAGCUGAAAGAAGCACAAGGAAAAAUUGAUGUACUUCAGGCUGAAGUAGCUGCAUUGAAGACACUUGUAUUGUCCAGUUCUCCAACCUCACCUACGCAGGAGCCUCUGCCAGGUGGAAAGACACCUUUUAAAAAGGGGCAUACAAGAAAUAAAAGCACAAGCAGUGCUAUGAGUGGCAGUCAUCAGGACCUCAGUGUGAUACAGCCAAUUGUAAAAGACUGCAAAGAGGCUGACUUAUCCUUGUAUAAUGAGUUCCGAUUGUGGAAGGAUGAGCCCACAAUGGACAGGACAUGUCCUUUUUUAGACAAAAUCUACCAGGAAGAUAUCUUUCCAUGUUUAACAUUCUCAAAAAGCGAGUUGGCUUCUGCUGUUCUGGAGGCUGUGGAAAACAAUACUCUAAGCAUUGAACCAGUGGGAUUACAACCUAUCCGGUUUGUGAAAGCUUCUGCAGUUGAAUGUGGAGGACCAAAAAAAUGUGCUCUUACUGGCCAGAGUAAGUCCUGUAAACACAGAAUUAAAUUAGGGGACUCAAGCAACUAUUAUUAUAUUUCUCCUUUUUGCAGAUACAGGAUCACUUCUGUAUGUAACUUUUUUACAUACAUUCGAUACAUUCAGCAGGGACUCGUUAAGCAGCAGGAUGUCGAUCAGAUGUUUUGGGAAGUUAUGCAGUUGAGAAAAGAGAUGUCAUUGGCAAAGCUGGGUUAUUUCAAAGAGGAACUCUGAUGCUCUGCGUGGGACCAUGCAUGAACUCCUUAAAUAACUGAAAAAUGGCUGAAUAUUUUUAUGGUUACUUCAUAUUUAUUUCCAGAGAGUGGGCCUAAGACUUUUUCCCCUUUUGCAAAUUCCUCUAAGAAAUACAAUGAUUUCUUUUAAACUGA